This is a messenger RNA of Phalaenopsis equestris, 370 nucleotides long. RefSeq names its product auxin-responsive protein SAUR71-like. Gene Ontology annotation, biological process: response to auxin. Bases 14 to 370 code for a protein of 118 amino acids. NCBI's taxonomy places the organism in Eukaryota, Viridiplantae, Streptophyta, Magnoliopsida, Asparagales, Orchidaceae. The transcript has a single exon. The record is from RefSeq and is a predicted model, not a curated record.
UCGAGCGCCAGAAAUGAGGAACAUAAUCCAACGGCUGCUAAAGUUUUUGGACAUCACGCGAUACGAACGGCUGAAAACGACCAAAAUACGCGCUGGCGGCAUACGCCGGCGGCUGAUACGAUGGCGGUCGGUGGUUCCACCGGGACACCUGCCAGUAUUUGUUGGGGAGGAGAUGGAGUUGUUCGCCGUUGCGGUGGAGCUUCUCGGCCGCCCCGCCUUUACAGAGCUGCUCCGGCGAUCGGCGGAGGAGUACGGUUACGAGCACACCGGCGUGCUGCGGAUUCCAUGCUCCGUUCAGCUAUUCUGCAGCGUGCUCCGGUCACUCUCGGGUAAAUAUUCCGGCGAUAAGGGAAAAGAGGGUAGCUUAUAA